Gaeumannomyces tritici R3-111a-1 is the source of this 1723-nucleotide messenger RNA. RefSeq lists its product as hypothetical. Bases 153 to 1619 code for a protein of 488 amino acids. NCBI's taxonomy places the organism in Eukaryota, Fungi, Ascomycota, Sordariomycetes, Magnaporthales, Magnaporthaceae. The transcript has a single exon. The record is from RefSeq and is a predicted model, not a curated record. Gene Ontology annotation, molecular function: RNA binding.
AAAAAAAUCGGCAAAAAAAGAUGUUGAAAAAAGAGCGACAGACGGAAGUGCAGACAGACACCGCAUGAGCCAACUCCUUUCCGAUUGAUGCGAUAGCCGAUGUCCUGAAACAACGUCCACCUAGAAUACACAGUCGCACAUCAUCAUAUACAAUGGCAGCCGGCAAGGACGAGCCCUCGUCCCCGGCCUCGAGCUCCCCGGCGCCCGAGGCAGCCAAGUCCAGCAAGAAGCGCAAGCCGGCGCCCGCCGACGAGAUCGAGGUGGACCUGAACCUCCCGGAGCCGCCGAGCAAGAAGGCGCGCCGUGCGCUCAAGAAGGGCAAGCCCCUCAAGACCAAGUCCUCCUCCAAGAGGGACAAGAAGAGGCGAGCCGAAGGCCGCGACGAUGACGACGACGACGAGGACCUGCCAGACCAGCUCAAAAGCGACGUCGAGGGCGGCGGCGGCGGCGGCGGCGGCGGCAGCGGUAGCAGCAAAAAGGAGCGCUCCAAGUACGGUGUCUGGAUCGGCAACCUGCGCUUCACCACGACGCGCGCCGACCUCUUCAGGUGGCUGGUCGAGAGCUCGGGCGGGGCCAUCGCCGAGGACGCCAUCACGCGCGUGAACCUGCCGCUGUCCAAGCUGAAGCGGGAGGGCAGGGGCGAGGGCGGUAGCGGCGACGCCGCCGCCGCGGGGCAGCAGCAGCAGCAGCAGGCGCCACCGAGGGAGAACAAGGGGUUCGCGUACGUCGACUUUGCGACGUUCGAGGCCUGCAUCGCCGCCAUCGCCCUGUCCGAGAGCGAGAUGAACGGCCGCAAGCUGCUGAUCAAGGACUGCAAGUCCUUUGAGGGCCGGCCCGCGGCCACCGCCGCCGCCGCCUCCGCCACGACGAACGGCGGCUCCGCAGGGGAUGAUGCCUCCGCCGCCGCCGCCGCCGCAGCCGCGCCCGCGUCCACAAACAGCAAGAUCUACGUCGGCAACCUCCCCUUCGACGCGAACGAGGACUCCCUCUGGGCCCACUUCGACAAGUGCGGUGCCAUCCAGUGGGCAAAGGUGGCCACGUUCGAGGACUCGGGCAAGUGCAAGGGCUACGGCUGGGUCAAGUUCGCCGAGCCCGCCGGGGCGCAGUGGGCGGUACAGGGGUUCGUCAGGAUCAAGGAGCUUGUUGAGACUGAGGCCGACUUUGUGGGCGACGACGGGGACGAGGACGGGGAGGGUAGCGACAACGACGACGACGACAACGGUGAUGAUGACGACGACAGCGACGCCGACGACGCCAAGGCCCAGAAGAAGGCACAAAAGAAGAAGAGGAGGGAGGCGGCCGCGGCCGCGGCGAAGCCGACAAGGAUGCGGAAGUGGUGGGUAAACAAGUUCAGGGGCAGGACGCUGACCAUCCAGCUCGCCGAGGACGACCAGACCCGCUACAAGAAGCGGUUCGGGAAGGAUGCUCCAAAGGGCGUGAGGACGGGCAAGCCCCAAGGCCGGACGGCACCGGAUGCAAACAGGCCGGACAGGCCGGCAUCUGAUGCAGCAGUCGGCGGCGACGUCAAGAAGGCCAUCAGCUACCACAACGACAUCAACGUCGCCAGGUUGACGGGAGCCGCCGUGGCGCCACAAGGCAAAAAGGUCACGUUCGAGUAGAAAGCCCACGAGCUUUGGUGCCAGAACUGCACUGGAAACAUUUCCUUCAUUCUACAGGAGCUAUAAAGCAAUCAACGACAUAAGCUACAAGCUCGUUUUGGUCG